This is a messenger RNA of Cucumis melo (muskmelon), 2830 nucleotides long. RefSeq lists its product as uncharacterized. Bases 110 to 2740 code for a protein of 876 amino acids. The record is from RefSeq and is a predicted model, not a curated record. The transcript has 3 exons. Lineage: Eukaryota; Viridiplantae; Streptophyta; Magnoliopsida; Cucurbitales; Cucurbitaceae.
GAAAGAAAAAAUCAGAUUGCUUGAGAAAUACGUGCCCAAACCCGAACUCCUCUCUUUACCCCAGCGCUUUGAGAUUCUCUGUUCAAGCCACCGGAAAGUAGCUGCCGCCAUGGUUUCAUCGAAGGACGGCGACGUUAGUUGCAGUCCUUCAUGGAGCCCCGCCGUUAAUUGGACGGUCGCUGGUGGCUGUUUGGAGAAUACAGUUGCUUACGAAUCCUUCUAUUCUCCGAUCAACGACGAGGAGACGGUUGAAUCCGAUCCCAAGCUGCCUCUUAUUCUGCGCCGCCCCUCACCAGAGUCUGGUCCCUGCGAGAUCACUCUUUGUUUUGCGGAAAAACACGAAAUCCGACAGGUUUAUGUUAGAAGCACUGCCCGAGUUUAUGAGAUGUAUCACGUUACCAACACUCAAGAUGAAAAUGAGUAUUUUUGUACUGUUCGUUGUGGUGCUGCUUUGAGAGACGAAGAAGUGCUUCACACAGAUGGAAUUGAAAGUGUGUCUGCACAUCUAAAUGGGUCUAAUGGUGUCGUGGCUGAGGCAAGUUCGAAACGUGAGAGUAAUUUGAACACAAAUGAAGAUGAAUGGGUUGAAGUUAAAGCUCCUGAUGGCCCGACCCUUGUUCAUAAAAGUGACUCUUCUACAUCCAAGUCUGGUGCAAAUUCAGUGAUGAUUAGGCAGGACUUGUACGAGGCUACGGCAGAAAUAACGGAUGCAAAUCCUUGCACAUCUCUUACAAUCCGUCUGCUUUCACUUCAGAAUAAAAGUCUUGUAUAUGUAGAUGAAAUCUAUGUGUUUGCAAAUCCUGUUGAUUUAGAAGAAGAGAGCCCGGCCGAGAAUUCGGCUCAAAAUUCUCAAAGUUCUUUGAUGUCCAUGCUUGUACCAACCCUUCUGCAGUUAUCUAAAACUACUAGCAGUAGUAAGAACAAUGAUGGCCGUAAUUCUAAUCCAGAGGGAGUCCAUUUAUUACCCAAGAUUAGGUCAGAACCUCUUAAUUCAACCAGUAGUGUAACUGGACUUUGGCAGCCAGAAAAGUCUUGCGUAACCGUAGAUGAUGAAGUCAAAUUACAAGAAGAAAAAGAAUCUGAUACAUCUGUAUGUCAGCCUGAUGUGCAUUUACAAGUUCCUGUUAAAGAUAAAAUGCAUAAUGAAAACGAACCUCUACUUCGUAUUGAAAACAUUUUGGGCCAGCUUGUUUGUCGAAUGGACAGAAUAGAGAAUUGCUUUCUAAGGUUUGAAGAAAAUAUGCUAAAGCCCAUUAACAGCAUUGACGGGAGGCUAAAGCAGGUUGAGCAGCAACUUGAAAUUUUAACUAAGGAGUCACAUGGUUCAGAAUGGCCAUCUUGUUACAGAAUGUCUGCUCCAAGCUUUUCUGCUAACGGAUCAAGUUCUAACUCCUUCUAUAACAGUGGGAACGAUCAUCCAAGUUGUGGACCAAUUGAGGCAGAUCGGAAGGAAAUACAUUCAGUUUCAUCACCCAUUCCACUUGAUAUAUCCAACUCAGUGGAUUCUUCUCUGUUGCGUCCAAGUCUCGUGGUAACUGCUCCUGAGUUUUCAAACAUUGAUGAUGGUGAUCAGGAGUGCGUUGUGGCUUCUGCUCCUGAGUUUUCAAACAUUGAUGAUGGUGAUCAGGAGUGCGUUGUGGCUACUGCUCCUGAGUUUUCAAACAUUGAUGAUGGUGAUCAGGAGUGCGUUGUGGCUACUGCUCCUGAAUUUUCAAAUGGUAACGAUGACGACCAAGAAAAUCAAAUCAGGGAGGUUCCAGUGGAUGCGUCGAAGAGUAAAGCAAAGCCAUCCCUUGAUGAUGCAUUGGCAUCUGCUCUCGCGCAGUUUACAUUAUCAUCAUCUUCUAUCAGCACUCCAGAACAUUCGGAAACUGUAGCGGUUAAGCCUCCAGACCUUCCAAAUGAGGAUGGAAACAAUCACAAGAAAUAUUUAGCAAGUAAUCUGUCUACAAGUGAAAUAGACCAUACAAGCUGUUCCCAUGAAAUUGAUGACAUACAAUACACGAAAAAUUCAGCUUCAGCCUCUCUGUCUUCUGCCAAUGGCUGGAACUCUAGUCCUUCUCAGCAUGAUUGCUCUGCUAAAAUUGGUGAUGGAGAUGGCGAACAAGUUCUUGAAUGCCAGGAAUGCAUGUACGAGAAAGUUAAUAGCGAAGUCGGAACUGCUUUGGAUGAACGAAGUGUGCUAGGAAUGGAGGCACUUGGAAAUGUGGAAGUUGUUGAUGAAACAAAUGAAGAUUUUGUUUCAGAGAAGAGUAUUCUUAUCCACCCUUUUCCCCAUCAUCCUGACAACGAUUCAGAUAAAACUAAUGUCGAUGCCAAUGCUGAUGCCAAUACCAUCGAAGUUACGAAAGGAAGCCAUGACAUAGACAUAGUCCACGAUGUUCUCGGAUUUUCUCGUGACAUGUCCAUUGUGAAUUUUGAGAUUCCAAUCCUGGAUGUAAGCUUCACCUCCAAGGCGGAUUCGUCUUCCGACAACAACCUCAAAGAACUUCUCGGGGAAACAACGGAAUCAAGUCAUGAAGCGUCUUGUCCCAAAGAAAGUGAUGAUGUUACUCCCUUUGGCGAGCAAGGUGAGCUCAUUUUGGUUGAGGAAGAGGGGCAGGAGAAUACUUCCUCAACAAAUGGCCCCAUAUCGGUUGAUAUGAACUAUUACACCAUCAUGAGUGAUCCUCUAAUUGCUGCUGAUGGCGAAAAUCUGAAGGAUUACCAUAACAAGACAGUCAUCUGGAAUCUUAUAUGAUUGUUGUUGUGGAUUUGGAUGUGAAUUUGUAAUUAUAUCUUUUUUUAGCCCAUAAACAAUUUUAGUUUACAUUGGUAUUUGCUUUUGAUC